Messenger RNA from Cucurbita moschata (crookneck pumpkin), 1689 nucleotides. RefSeq names its product SRSF protein kinase 1-like. Gene Ontology annotation, molecular function: protein kinase activity; ATP binding. The transcript is spliced from 4 exons. Lineage: Eukaryota; Viridiplantae; Streptophyta; Magnoliopsida; Cucurbitales; Cucurbitaceae. Gene Ontology annotation, biological process: protein phosphorylation; regulation of mRNA processing; spliceosomal complex assembly. Bases 1 to 1335 code for a protein of 444 amino acids. The record is from RefSeq and is a predicted model, not a curated record.
AUGUCGUGUUCAUCUUCAUCGGCGUCUGAGGAUGAUGAGGGAAUCGAUUCUUACAGGAAAGGAGGGUACCAUGCGGUGAGGAUCGGCGAUCAUUUCGCCGGCGGCCGCUAUGUUGCUCAGAGAAAGCUGGGUUGGGGUCAAUUCUCCACCGUCUGGCUCGCCUAUGAUACUCGCACCUCUAAAUAUGUAUCACUUAAGAUCCAGAAAAGUGCUCCCCAAUUUGCUGAAGCUGCACUUCAUGAAAUUGAAGUUCUUUCAGCGAUUUCGGGAAGCGAUCCCUCGAGCUCCAAGUGCAUUGUGCAACUGAUUGAUCAUUUUAAGCACGCGGGGCCGAAUGGACAACAUCUGUGUAUGGUUCUUGAGUUUCUUGGCGAUAGCCUACUUCGGUUGAUCAAGUAUAAUCGUUAUAAAGUUCUUGAGUUGAAUAAAGUCAGGGAGAUCUGCAGAUGUAUUUUGGUUGCUCUGGACUAUUUGCACAGAGAACUUGGCAUUAUCCACACUGAUCUGAAACCUGAAAAUAUUCUUCUGUUUUCCACCAUUGAUCCUACCAAAGAUCCUGUAAGAUCUGGACUGGCCCCUAUUCUUGAAAGGCCUGAGGGGAACACAAUUGGUGGAGCAACCAUGAAUCUUAUUGAGAAGAAAUUGAAAAGAAGAGCAAGGAGAGCAGUGUCGAGGAUCUCCGAACGAACCGUUUCUUUGGGAGGAGCGUCCCCGAAGCCUGAAGACAGAAAACUAGAUGGUAUUGAUCUGAGGUGCAAGAUUGUGGAUUUUGGUAAUGCAUGUUGGGCAGAUAAGCAGUUCAUGGAAGAGAUUCAAACAAGACAGUAUCGAGCUCCUGAAGUCAUACUGCAGUCUGGAUAUUCCUACUCGGUUGACAUGUGGUCGUUUGGUUGCAUCGCUUUCGAACUCGCCACAGGUGAUAUGAUGCUUACUCCAAAAGUUGGACAAGACUAUAGCGAGGACGAGGAUCAUCUUGCAUUAAUGAUGGAACUUCUUGGAAAGAUGCCUAAAAAAAUUGCUAUAGGAGGCGCUCGAUCGAAAGACUACUUCGAUAGGCACGGGGACCUGAAGAGGAUUCGGAGGCUGAAAUUCUGGCCUCUCAGUCGACUGCUGGUCGAGAAAUAUAAACUUCCAGAAGCUGAUGCUCAAGGUUUUGCUGAGUUUCUGAGUCCCAUUCUUGAUUUCGCUCCAGAGAAGCGACCAACCGCGCAGCAAUGCCUGCAGCAUCCAUGGCUGAAUCCGAGGAACGUAACUCAAAGUGAGGUGAAGAAUAAAUCCGAGGUCGAAAAGGUGAAUGUUGGAAUGAGCAACCUCCAGAUUAGAGUGGGUAAGUGAAGAACUGGGUAGGCGGGGGCGAGGCAUUCGACUGCAGAGCAACAGUACCGUUUUCAGAUUCUUUCCUCGGUCUGAUCGAUCGUUCGUCGUACCGUCGUCGUCUGACUUCCUGUUACAGGUGGAUUUUUUUUGUUGUUUUGAUUUUUGAAAAUGAUUUGAUUCUUGAUCAACUAAUACAGCAUGUAAAUUAGUAUAUUGUUCUUCCAAGACAUUGACACAAGUGAGUGAAUCAUCGAGUAUGGAUAUAGAAACUGUUGGUGGGAGGGGUGAGGGCUGUGCUCUAAAGCAUCCUCAAGAUCACUGAUUUAUAUGUUCUACAUGCUAUCAAUAUGAUUUCUUUCACUUUACACCCAU